Molecule: messenger RNA, 551 nt
Organism: Funneliformis mosseae
Lineage: Eukaryota; Fungi; Glomeromycota; Glomeromycetes; Glomerales; Glomeraceae
Source: the annotation of a GenBank genome assembly
GUAAAUGGUGGCUUGUUGGUUCAUCAUGGACUGCUAAUAUGGUUGAUGAUCCAUCAACUUCAACAAUUACGCAACGCGUCGAGAAAAAUAAGUCAGCAACUGAAGCUUUAUUAAAGUUGGCUAAAGAACAAAAAAUGAAUACAGAUAUUAGAAGAAGUAUUUUUGUGGUCAUAAUGAGUAGUGAGGAUUAUGUUGACGCGUUUGAAAGGCUAUUGAAAUUAAGUCUUAAAGAAGUUCAAGAGCGUGAAAUUCCUCGUGUGCUAUUACUUUGUUGCGGAAAUGAAAAAACGUAUAAUCCGUAUUACGCAUUAAUAUCACAAAAACUUUGUGAACACGAUCAUAGUUAUAAAAUUACUUUUCAAUAUUGCUUAUGGGAUUUCUUAAGAGAAUGUGGAGAAAGUGAUAUCGGUGGUAUGGAGCUUGUUAAAAACACACCAUCAACAACUAUGGAAGACAUCCCACUAAGAAGAAUUGUGAACCUGAGUAAACUUUAUGCAUUAUUAUUAACUGGAGGUCAAUUAUCUAUAAUAAUUCUAAAGACCGAAGAUUAA